CAGUGUCCGCGAAAUGGCGAACAGGUGAAUUAUGCGGAUGCUGCGCUGAAGCUCUUGAGUCCGACCCAGUCAUUGACAAUUGUUAAGACAUCCAAUUCGGGUACCUGGAAUGAAUUUGAAAUGACAAUGAACACGAAAGAAGCAAAGCCGAAGUGUCGUUCUGCUCAAAGUGCAGCGCUUAUCAAGGAUGUCUGGUGUGUCAUUCAGACUACGCGGGUCGAUAUACGUAUUGAGCUCCUAAUGGCACGUGUGACUACGGAUGGCGCAAUAUUCACUACGGUAGAGCAUGUUUCGAUGGCUAUUCCGGGAGCGGUGCUCUACGUCAAGUUGGAGGAGAAGCUGUUGGACAAUAGUGAUCCUUUAGCACACAUUCUGCAGCUUGCUGAACUUAGAAUUCAAAAUAUCAUUUCAAUCAUAGACGAAAUUCAGCGUUCUAUUCCCAGAGCAGGAUUUAGCGGCUGGAAUAAAUGGGUGCUGGCGAACACUGAACGCAUUCUAAAACAGGCAGUUCUUCAGCGCGGUUUAGAACAAUGUCAAUGGUAG
This is a messenger RNA of Dibothriocephalus latus, 543 nucleotides long. The record is from the annotation of a GenBank genome assembly. Lineage: Eukaryota; Metazoa; Platyhelminthes; Cestoda; Diphyllobothriidea; Diphyllobothriidae.